AAAGACGAGAGGACGCGGCGUCUCUGCGGCGUCUCUGCGGCGUCUCUGCAGCGUCUCUGCGGUGUCUCUGCAGCGUCUCUGCGGCGUCCACACUCUGACAGCAUGGAGCUGUACCUGGACCUCAUCUCUCCGCCCUGUCGCUCCGUCUUCCUGUUGGCCAAAGUGCUCCAGAUUCCCUUUGACUUCAAGCUGGUGAAGCUUUCUGCAGGUCAACAGUACACUGAGGAGUUUGGCAGAAUCAACACCAUCAGGAAGGUUCCUGUCAUGAAGGAGGGAAGCUUCAUUCUGACAGAAAGCGUCGCCAUCCUGAAGUUCCUGGCACAGAAACACGCCCCGUCAGCGGUGGAUCACUGGUACCCGGCCGACCUGCAGCAGCAGGCUCGCGUUAAUGAAUACCUGUCCUGGCAGCACCUGAACCUCCGCAUUCAUGGCUCAAGGGUCUUCCUGCUGCGGACCCUGUAUCCUCUCAUCAUGGGCUCAGAGGUGCCCGAGGACAAGAUGGACGCUGCUGUCGAGAACCUCACACAGUCCGUGAAUCUGCUGGAGGACAAGUUCCUGCAGGACAAAGCGUUCAUCGUCGGAGACAAAGUGUCUCUGGCUGAUCUGGUGGCUGUGAUUGAGCUCAUGCAGCCCAUUGGAACCGGCCUGAACGUGCUUGAAGGCCACCCGAGGUUAAUCGCCUGGAGAGAGCGAGUGAAGCAGGAAGUUGGUAAAAAGCUGUUUGAUGAAGCUCACGAGUCGGUGAUGAAGGUGAACAGUCUUCCUCAGGAGAUGCAGAGAAGCAGCCACCUGCAGGCGCUCAUUCCCAAGUUCCAGAAGGUUUUCAACUGGUGAAAUUUCCCACUGAUGUGACAAAUGGUUUUAAUCUCAGUAUACAGUAUAUAUACAUAUAUGUAUAUAUAUAUAUAUAUACACAUAUAUACAAAUAUCAGCAGAAUUCUUCAGAGAAUCAUUUACCUGCAGCUGUGUGGUCACACUGACGUCCAGCUGACAGUUUUGCCAUUAAAUAAAUUUUCAAGCAAUAAAAUCCAGAAUUUUACAAAAUACAAA
This is a messenger RNA of Solea solea (common sole), 1050 nucleotides long. RefSeq names its product glutathione S-transferase theta-3-like. The record is from RefSeq and is a predicted model, not a curated record. Bases 103 to 834 code for a protein of 243 amino acids. The transcript has 5 exons. NCBI's taxonomy places the organism in Eukaryota, Metazoa, Chordata, Actinopteri, Pleuronectiformes, Soleidae. Gene Ontology annotation, cellular component: cytoplasm. Gene Ontology annotation, biological process: glutathione metabolic process. Gene Ontology annotation, molecular function: glutathione transferase activity.